ACAGACGAUAAGAUUGAUUCAGAACCGAAGAUUAAAAAACUGGAGCCAGUUCUUUUGCCAGGAGAAAUCGUCGUAAAUGAAGUCAAUUUUGUGAGAAAAUGCAUUGCCUCGGACACAAGUCAGUACGAUUUGUGGGGGAAACUGAUAUGCAGUAACUUCAAAAUUUCCUUUAUUACAGAUGACCCAAUGCCACUGCAGAAAUUCCAUUACAAAAACCUUCUUCUAGGUGAACAUGAUGUCCCUUUAACAUGUAUUGAGCAGAUAGUCACGGUGAAUGACCACAAGAGGAAGCAGAAAGUCCUAGGCCCAAACCAGAAACUGAAAUUUAAUCCAACAGAAUUGAUUAUUUACUGUAAAGAUUUCAGAAUUGUCAGAUUUCGCUUCGAUGAAUCAGGUCCCGAAAGUGCCAAAAAGGUAUGCCUUGCAAUAGCUCAUUAUUCCCAGCCAACAGACCUCCAGCUACUCUUUGCAUUUGAAUAUGUUGGGAAAAAAUACCACAAUUCAGAAGCAUAAACUGCAUCUUUAAGAUCAAAGGAAGCCUGAAAUUUCCACACACUGCAGUCAGAAUUCAUUAAUUUGUGAGUGAAAGAUGCCCAAUAAUCCACCCUUGAACUUCUGGAUGACACCUUGAUUGAUUGGCUGGAUUAAAGAAGUCCUUUUUGCAGGCAGCCAACAAAGUUAAUGGAAUACCCUCGGGAGGUGGCGGCGGCGGCGGCCUCGGAGCUGGUGGUGGCAGCAGCCUAAAAACUCCACUGUUUGAAACGUACUCAGACUGGGACAGAGAAGUGAAGAGGACGGGUGCUUCCGGGUGGAGAGUUUGUUCUAUUAACGAGGGUUAUAUGAUAUGCACUUGCCUUCCAGAAUACUUUGUAGUGCCAAGUUCCUUAGCAGACCAGGACCUGAAGAUCUUUUCCCAUUCUUUUGUUGGAAGAAGGAUGCCAUUCUGGUGCUGGAGCCACGCUAACGGCAGUGCCCUUGUGCGAAUGGCCCUCAUCAAAGACGUGCUACAGCAGAGGAAGAUCGACCAGAGGAUUUGUAAUGCAAUAACUAAAAGUCAUCCACAGAGAAGUGAUGUUUACAAAUCAGAUUUGGAUAAGACUCUGCCCAAUAUCCAAGAAAUACAGGCGGCUUUUGUAAAACUCAAGCAGCUGUGUGUUAAUGAACCAUUUGAAGAAACUGAAGAGAAAUGGCUGUCUUCACUGGAAAAUACACGGUGGUUAGAAUAUGUAAGGGCAUUUCUUAAACAUUCGGCAGAACUUGUGUACACACUAGAAAGCAAACGACUCUCUGUAGUCCUGCAAGAGGAGGAGGGAAGAGAUUUGAGCUGUAUUGUAGCUUCUCUCGUUCAAGUGAUGCUGGACCCCUAUUUUAGGACAAUUACUGGAUUUCAGAGUCUGAUACAGAAGGAGUGGGUCAUGGCAGGAUAUCAGUUUCUGGACAGAUGCAACCAUUUAAAGAGAUCAGAGAAAGAGUCGCCCCUGUUCCUGCUGUUCUUGGACGCCACGUGGCAGCUGUUGGAGCAGUGCCCAGCGGCCUUCGAGUUCUCUGAGGCCUACUUAGCGGUGCUGCACGACAGCACCCGCGUCCCCCUGUUUGGCACCUUCCUGUUCAACUGUCCCCACCAGCGGGUGAAGCAGAGCACGGAAUUUGCUAUAAGCAAAAAUAUCCAGUUGGGUGAUGAAAAGGGUUUAAAAUUUCCCUCAGUUUGGGACUGGUCUCUUCAGUUUACAGCAAAGGAUCGCACCCUUUUCCACAACCCCUUGUACAUUGGAAAGAGCCCACCUUGUGUCCAGAACGGUUCUGCCAAGUCUUUUAAACAGACAAAGAAGAGCUACAGCUCCACCCUGCGAGGGCUGCCCGCCGCCUUGAAGAACGGCGUCAUCGGCGACCAGGCAGCGCUGCCCCGGCGGAACUCCUUCAUCCUGAGGGCAAAGCCGGAGCCCGCUGGGCCGGGCCACCCGGGCGACGACCAGGACGGCGGCCUGGACCAGUACUUGCGGGCGUGGCUCUCCCGCCCGGCCGACCUGCACGGCGUCAUCCUGCCGCACCUCUCGGGGGCGCACAUCAAGCUGUGGAAGCUCUGCUACUUCCGCUGGGUGCCCGAGGCCCAGAUCCACCGCGGGGGCGCCAUCACCGCCUUCCACAGGCUCUCCCUGCUGGUGGACGAGGUGGACGUGCUGACCAGGACGCUGCGGCAGCACCGGGGCGGCCCGCUGGAGGCCCGCUACGCCGAGCGGGACCAGGGCAGGAUGUACUUCCGCGCCCGCGGCCCCCGGGACGCCUCGGCGCCGCCGGACUUCCUCUCCUCCUCGUUUCCCUUUUCCCCCGUGGGCAAUCUGUGCAGACGCAGCAUUUUAGGAACGCCGUUAAGCAAAUUUUUAAGUGGGGCCAAGAUAUGGUUAUCUACUGAGACACUAGCAAAUGAAGACUAAGCUGCAGGGUUUCUCUGAGCAUUCUGGGGGAGCUGUAAGCAUUUUCCUCCAUGGUUUUUAGCUAACCCAGGCAUCUGGAGCUCUAGUAAUUUUAUAUGUAAGAGUAACAGUUGAAAUUUGCACUAAUACUUAAAAACAUGUUGAAUUAUGCUUCCUUCACAAUAUUUUGAAAAGAUAGGCAUAGAUUUUGAUAUUUACAUUCUCUUGCCAUCAUUCUAGGUCUGGCUUGCUUUAGGUGAUUUGCAGGCAGACAGCCCCACGACCUCAUUACUGUGAUCAAACUAAUCAGGUUUUGUCUGCAGCAUUUAUUUUGUCUCCAUCCAUUUUUCCAACCACCGACUAAAGGUUCCCUGAUCCGUCGGAUUAGUAACUCAAAGAAGCAGACAUCAGGAAAGUUAAGAAAUUAGUAUUUCCAAGAAGCAUCCAAUAAACCCCCAAUGGGUGUUAGUAGGUAUUUUAUUUUUCUGGUCACCUUGUAGUAUCUCUAAUCGUACUCACCUGAGAGUUGUAACAUGUUUUAACACCAUAAUUUAUUUUAGAUCACUUUGUUUGGGACCGUAGAUCACUGUGUUUUAAAAUCAUGAGUUUGCUUUUAACUUCAUAGGACUAACUUUAAAACGAUAUGCACUGUGACUUUAAAAGCAUUUGUUGUAGCUAGUAUAAUGAAACUUAAAUGUGCCUUUGACAUUAAGAUGUGAAUAACAGAGUUAAAUAGAAUUUUUUUUUAAUUUGGGUGUUAAAAAGAGUCCCGCUGCAUGUUGGAGAGAGGCUGUUCACACUAAACUUCAUUCUUACUGAUAAAGCCACACUUCCCUCUGCAGGUCUCUGGGGACCUGGCGGGCCUGUUGGGGUGGUGGGGAGGGGUGUUGGCAUUGGUGUGACAGCAUCACUGACACCCCCCCAAAAAAAAUGGGCCUCUGUCAGUAGCCCAGUGUGCUCAUUUCCCUUGGCGAUACUCAUGAGGUCAAGGGUCAGGUCACCUGCACAGAAGUCCCUCCUCCCUCAGACAGAGUGCUUCAUGCUUAGGCUGGAGAACAGAAUCAGUGUCCUUGUCAGUCCUGCCGUCUCAGCACACAGCGAGAGCACCCCGCCCCAGCCUCUGACAGCAGUGUUACGGGGCAGGGGACAGAAGCACACACGGUGUAGUCUUGGUCUGAAAGUCCCUGGCCUUGAAAUCGUGUGACGGGAGCCGAGCCAGAGCUGUGGGGCCAGCGCUGAGCCUCUUAGGGCCGUGACGUCCACGACAUUCCCCCCCGCCCCCUCACGUCCUGUUUAAAACUGUGUGGCUGUUACUUAGAGUUUCUUAAACUGCCAACUUAAGCUUUUUAAAAAACUUUUAUGGUAAAGUGUCUGGUUAGCUAAUAUCCUUUUCUAAAACAAGUUUUUUCAAAGCGGUGUUUUUUACCUUUAUAUGUAGCAGAUAGCUGUUUCUUUUUGAAUUAUUUGCUUUUUAAAAAUUGAUAACUUCUCUGAAUUUAAAGGGAUGGAAGUUCCUGUACAAUGACUUAGGAAAUUCAUCUUGUGGAUAAACCCAGUGUUUUUGCCAACUUGCAUAGAAAAUAAGGGCUUUUUUCAGUUUAUAUAAACAGCACCGUUGUCAUUAAACAUUUUACAGUCCUUGAUUGGAAACCAGCUCCAGUCUCCUUCAGACACCACCGCACAUCUGCUGCUGAAAGUCUAAUAACUUUGCCCUUUUCCACUUGGCUGCUUUUUUAUUAUUACAAGUUCUAAAUUUGUUACUGUUUUGAGGGUUGAGCAUUGAUUUCUCUAUAGCUUUCUUCCCUCACACAUUCAUUUCAACCCCAUUAGUAAUUCUUUUUGUUAAUUUACAAGUUUAAAAAUGAUUAGGUACUGUUAAUACUGUUUUAAAAUAGAAAAUGUGCAUAUUUUUGUAUGAUAAUCAAAUGUAGUAAACUACGGUUUUUUUGUUCCACUUUUGCUGAACAGUUGUAUCAUGAUUAUUGUGCCAGUUUCUUGUGCAUAAUAUGAAAAACAACUCUUAACAGCCUCGCGUCCUGGCCGCUGCGAAGCUGCUUGGCACCGCUGCUGGCACAGAGGACGUGUGGGGACAGAAGUCCAAGCGUGGUGAUGGACGCUGGACCACAGAGCUGGCAACCUGUGCUGACGGAGGGCCACGCCGUGUCAGACAGCUUGGACUUUCUAGGGUCGAACUUAAAGAUGUAGUGUCUUAAUUGUUGUUUUUUGAUGAAAACCAGUCUUAAAAACCAAAACUGUCUAACUUUA
Molecule: messenger RNA, 4676 nt
Organism: Vicugna pacos (alpaca)
Lineage: Eukaryota; Metazoa; Chordata; Mammalia; Artiodactyla; Camelidae
Source: RefSeq, a predicted model, not a curated record